AUGUCUUCCAACACCACUUCCAUUGGUACGUCUCACUCCACACAUCAUCACAACACUCUCCAUCCAUACCGCUCUCUCUUUUCUUGGCUUCCCUCCCCCAACUCACCCACCGUCCACCUCGUCGCUUCUCGCGGCCGGCGUCGCAGACAUGCCCAAACACGCCACUAACACCUCCCCAGCGACGACCAGCACCGCGCCUGGCUCGACCACCUCCGCCGCCGGCACCACCUCCGCCGCCGGCACCACCGCCACCUCCAUCGAUACCUCCUCUAUCGCUUCAUCCAUCUCCUCCGCUCUCUCCUCCUCACUCGUCUCUCCUUCGCCCACAUCCACCGUCACAGUCGAGCCCAGCACCACACGAGCAACCUCCACCUCGAUUGUCUCCGAGUCAGCACUACCGCCCACCACACAGGUCAUCACCUCGGUCAUCACCGCCUCCGCUGCGCCUGGCCAGUCCACCGGAUCCGCCGUCACCGUUGUCGUGACCGCGACCAGAGGCAGCACAGUCGUCCCCGUCUCGACAACAGAGGCCUCGACCGGCACCGCCUCAACCACAUCUUCCGCCGGUCCCGCGCUCAAUACCGGCAGCAACCAGAACAAAGGAACCAGUGGCGGCGGCGGGCUAUCUACCGCUGGUGUGACUGCCGUCGCAGUCGUCGUUCCAGUCGUAGUCGUCGCGCUCCUCGUACUAGCCGGAAUCUUCUUCUGGCGGAAACGCAAGCAAAAGAAGGUCCAAGAAGAGCAGCGUCGCAAGGAGAUUGAAGAGUAUGGCUUCAAUCCUAAUAACGACCCGACACUGCCCACGGUAGCAUCGGAGAACGGACAGGAAAUGUCGGAGGACCACAGCAGCGGGUACAGGGGCUGGGGAGCCGCUACUGCUUCCAACCGCAAGAUGUCCACCACUCUUUCUGGUGGACACACGCAGGGUCAGCUCUCGGAUUCAGGCAGUGCUCCCUACCGCGGCAACCCAAACUCGCCCACCGGCGGCGCCUCAGAUGGUCACAGCGGUGACCCGCUCGUGAUGGGCGGUGCUGUGGGACAUGCACGGGAAGACACCAUGGCAAGCGAUGACUUGGGAGCUCUAGGCCAUGGACCAGCCGCUGGAACGAAUCCAUCAGGCAUGAAGCGCGGUCCCAGCAAUGCCUCAUCCACAUAUUCUGCAGGCAACCACUCGGACGUCUCGGAUGGACCACCUCAAGGCAGCCUGCCUCAGUCUUAUGAGGCUUACAACCCGAAUGCAUUCGGCUACUCCCAACACGGCCCGUACGGCGAUGGUACAUACGGCGGCGCGGGGGAUGUGCAAGAGAACGGCAUGCCCAUUGUACGGGAUGUUUCUGCGAGAAGAAACACCCGGAUACAACAGCCUGGAAAUUACCAGCAGGGCAAUUCGGGCAUUGCGCAGAACUUCUAG
Messenger RNA from Lecanosticta acicola, 1411 nucleotides. The record is from the annotation of a GenBank genome assembly. Lineage: Eukaryota; Fungi; Ascomycota; Dothideomycetes; Mycosphaerellales; Mycosphaerellaceae.